This is a messenger RNA of Ricinus communis (castor bean), 2474 nucleotides long. Its product is annotated as transmembrane and coiled-coil domain-containing protein 4. NCBI's taxonomy places the organism in Eukaryota, Viridiplantae, Streptophyta, Magnoliopsida, Malpighiales, Euphorbiaceae. The record is from RefSeq and is a predicted model, not a curated record.
GAAGUAAAAAGUUCAGUUGGGUUUUGAAACAGUAUCUUUAUUUUGUUUUUGUUUCUUUUAUUUAUUUAUUUAUUUAUAGCAGUCUCUCAAUUAACAGUCUGAAAGAUUUGAUCACAUAGUAAUGAUCUGUCUUUGAAAGCAGUAUAUAUCUAUUUUUGGAAUUCGAAAAUGGAGACGUCAAUAUUAACUCCAACACAGAAAUACGCAGCGGCAGCUCUCUUCUCUCUGGCACUUCACCAGUCUCAAGUUCACCAAACGCGGCCUUCGAAUUCUCUUAAGCCUCUCAACGAAGAAGCAAUUGAAGGAGUAAUAACCUUUAGCGAUAAAUUCUCUGUUUCCGAUAAUCCUCACCUUUGGAUCCAUGAAAACUCUGGCUUGCUUUUGCCUAUCCUCCGAUUGCUUGGCGUUGAUGAUCAAGCUUGGGAUGGACUCAAGGAAACAGCUGGUUCUUCUUCGCAAGUCAGACAUCAUAUUGGCGCGUUCUUGAAAUUACUGUCAGAGGAAAGUGAGGGAACUUGUUCAGAAAGAUCAGAUAGGGAGAUUGCUUUAACAAAUACUGUUAAUGCUACCGCUCUUACCUUGGAGAACUCUACUGCUUCUCCUGAGGAGACUGGUAGGAACCUGGAAAUUUUGAGAUUGAAAAACAUGAAAAUUUGGAGAUAUAUUGCUAACACUGAGAUGGAAUUCAUGUGUGCGGCUACAGAAAAUCAUCAAACAACACAAAAUGGAAGUUCUGAGAAAGCCAUUGAAGAGAGAAAAUUACUCAGCUACCAGAGGAAAGUAACAGUUCUUUACGAACUUCUUUCAGCUUGUAUCAUAGACAAUGAUGAUGAAUUAGGUGAACAAAAAGACUUCAAGCAAAAAAAGGGUUAUGAUGCUCGUCACCGUGUGGCUUUGCGGUUGCUGGCUACAUGGCUCAACGUUGAAUGGACAGAAAUGGAAGCUAUGGAGAUAAUGGCUGCUUUCUCUUUAAUGGAUCUAGUGAGAAAGGAAGGUGCAGAGGAAGAUAAAAAGGUAAUUGCAGAGAGCACUUUGGAUAAGGUGAAGCGUGGAGGUGUCGUUGCUGCAGCCGCUUUAAGUGGAGGAACCGUGAUGGCCCUGACUGGCGCCCUUGCUGCCCCAGCAAUUGCAGGGGGAUUGGGUGCUCUGGCUCCUACAUUGGGUAGUGCAUUUGCUGCUGGUGCUAGUGCUAUAGGAUCUUUUGCUGGUUCUGUUGCCGUUGCUGCAUCAUUUGGAGCUGCCGGAGCUGGCCUUACAGGGACUAAAAUGGCAAGAAGAGUUGGCAGCCUUGAUGAAUUUGAGUUCAACCAAAUUGGGGAAAAUCGUAAUGAAGGCCGGCUAGCAGUUGCGAUACUGAUCUCUGGACUUGUCUUUAAAGAUGAAGAUUUUGUAGUGCCAUGGGAAGGUCAAAUUACUAACUUGGAGAGGUAUGCUCUGCGGUGGGAGUCUAACAAUUUGAGUGCACUGAGCACUGCAAUAAGGGACUGGCUUGCUUCACGAAUUGCUAUGCAGCUAAUGACAGAAGGUGCCAUGUUGACUGCACUAAGCGGUCUUUUAACAGCAUUGGCUUUCCCUGCAGCACUAUUGGCUGCAACUGAUGUCAUCGACAGCAAAUGGGCAAUUGCAAUUGACAGAUCUGAUAAAGCUGGAAAGCUGCUUGCUGAAGUAUUGCUGAAGGGACUGCAAGGGAAUAGACCUGUAACUCUCAUAGGGUUCUCACUGGGGGCCCGAGUAAUUUUCAAAUGUCUCCAGUGUUUAGCUGAAACGCAAGGAGAUAAUGGGGGAAUUGUGGAGAGGGUUGUUCUUCUUGGAGCACCAAUUUCAAUUAACAAUGAAAAAUGGGAAGAUGUCAGGAAGAUGGUUUCCGGUAGACUUAUCAAUGCUUAUUCUACAAAUGAUUGGACUCUUGGAAUUGCUUUUCGUGCCAAUCUACUUUCUCAAGGAUUAGCGGGAAUUCAACCUGUUGAUAUUCCAGGAAUUGAGAAUGUUGAUGUAACCGAAUAUAUAGAAAGUCAUGCUUCAUAUGUUUGUAAGACGAAAGAAAUUCUGGAUCAACUUGAGCUGGAGAGUUACUACCCUGAUUUCAAGAACGCACACCCCAAACCCCGCGAAGAGAAAACCUCUGGAACUUAGUUCUCUUCGGUUUACUGGACUCCUUUUUGUUCACUUUAUUUCCAUUGACAAGGCGAUCUUAUUUCUAAAACUGCAAGAUGAAGAAAAUGGAAAAGAGGCUUAUCAGUUUGGACAAGUAGCUAAGAGCUAGAAUGGUAUAGACCGUAGACUUUAUCAAUAGAGAAGUCUGACGCAGUUUCUUUUUCCUUUUCUUAUGUUUGUCUAAAUGCUUAUUGGUUAGUAAAAUGAAGAAAACUUGGGUUUUAGACUUCAGUCUCAGAAAUUAUAAGGACUUAAGGUUGAGUUUGGUUCAAGUUCUUUUUGCUUGUUGAUUCUAAAGUACUCUGUAAACAUCUUGAUUU